AUGGCGACCGCCUUCGACAUCGACCCGUCCCACGCGGUGGCAGUUUCCGCCAAGACGGGGGCGGGGCUGGAUAAGCUGCUGCCCGCGAUCAUCGAGAGGAUCCCUCCGCCCCAGGGGUCCGCGGCGCGCCCCUUCAGGGCGCUGCUGUUUGACGCCUUCCACAACGAGGGGGUCGUGUGCCUGGUGGCGGUGGUGGACGGCGCGCUGUCAGCCGGCGACCGGCUGGUGUCGGCGGCGACGGGGCAGGAGUACGACGCGAACGAGGUUGGCGUGCUCGCGCCGGAGCCGCACCCGACAGGCGCCCUGCUGACCGGGCAGGUGGGUUACGUCAUCACCGGCAUGAAGGAAGUCAAGGCGGCCCGCGUGGGGGACACCUGGCACGCGCGGGGGCGUCCCGCGGAGCCGCUCCCUGGCUUCAAGCCAGUGCGGCCCAUGGUGUUUGCAGGCCUGUACCCGGCGUCAUCGGAUGACUACGAGGACCUGGCUGACGCCAUAGAGCGACUCACACUCAACGACGCCAGCGUGACAGUCAAGAAGGAGAACAGCGACGCGCUCGGGGCGGGGUUCAGGUGCGGCUUCCUGGGCCCGCUGCACUGCGAGGUCUUCCUGCAGCGCUUGGACCAGGAGCACGGCGCAGCGGUCGUCAGCACGCCGCCCACCGUGCCCUACGAGCUGGAGGUGGCGGGGCAGGAGGGGCGGCUGCGGCUGGAGUCGCCGGCGGCCUACCCCAAGAGUGGCAAGGCGCGCUGCAGCUCAGCAUUUCGGAUUCGUAGGCUAGCUGCACGCUGA
Messenger RNA from Monoraphidium neglectum, 789 nucleotides. RefSeq lists its product as hypothetical. Gene Ontology annotation, biological process: positive regulation of translation. Gene Ontology annotation, cellular component: mitochondrion. The transcript is spliced from 8 exons. NCBI's taxonomy places the organism in Eukaryota, Viridiplantae, Chlorophyta, Chlorophyceae, Sphaeropleales, Selenastraceae. Gene Ontology annotation, molecular function: mitochondrial ribosome binding; GTP binding. The coding region runs from base 1 to 789 and encodes 262 amino acids. The record is from RefSeq and is a predicted model, not a curated record.